AUGUCUUUACCAACACAAACCAUAUCCCCCGCCCAAUACUCAUCCUCUCCUCAACACGCCUCCCGAGGAUUCUCCGGUCCCAAAGCACUAUCACGACCACAGAGCUUUGAUCGACCUCCUACCGCGCAACGAGUCAGCCACUCUCCGGAGCAGCAAACAACCUACGAUGUAGCAGGCGAUACCUCAUCUCUACAACCCGGGGAUGAUGACCAUCAUGAAACAAGUUCCGCUUCACACCCAUCAUUUCAGCCCUUCUUCACGCUCAUAGAGGAUGCCAACACCUCCGAAUACUACCACCCAGCAGUCCACUACAUCUUCUCCGACGACGACACGGACAUCGUAACGGAAGCAGCUCUACGUGCCCUUGAAACGGAGCAAGAUGUCUCUCCCGAUCCGUCAAAAGGGAAGGCAAAGUCAGCGAACAAUCAACCACCGACGCAGCAGCAGGACGCAGCGGGAAACGAGACUGCCGGUCCGGAGGACGAUGAGCCCCUCCUACCCCCUCCGGUCCCCGGCGUUCGCGACAACUACAUAAUCCUCGACAUGGAGCUCGCGAAUCCUGAUGAUGCGAAACACUUGAGCUCGGAUCCGUCCCGCGGUGCCGGGACGGCCGGUAUGAGGUCCAUAUCCACCUCGCCGGUCGCUCAGGGAACAUUCCUGCACCAGCAGUCACCGUCUGGGCCACAUGGGUUCCCACCGACCCAGCCUCAAUUCAACGUUGUAUCCGCACAUAGCCUGACACCAGCAUGGCAAGUGCUCAGCACGCAAGUCGUACCCGCACCGACAUUCGAGAAUAACGCUUCAGGCGAGCAACCGUCAAUGGGUGGCUUGAUGCUCAAGAUCCGCGGUACCUCUGGUCUGCCUGUGACCAUGUUUGGAAAGGAUAGGGACAAGGAGAGAGGAAGUCAACGACUGGAAGAUAUGAUGGAGCAGUUUGGGAAACGCCUGGGCGAGCUCAGGCAGGUUAUCGAGGCUGGACAUCAGGUUCAGCCUACCCAGGAUGCCCUGUUUGAAGGAGAAGAAGUGCUAGGCGGUGUAGAUGCCAAUGCUGUUUUGGAUACAAACCCUCAUGAACAGAUGGAUGGCCGUAACAAUGCCAAGGAUGAGACAGGCGACGACAGCAAUAUCUGA
Molecule: messenger RNA, 1131 nt
Organism: Aspergillus lentulus
Lineage: Eukaryota; Fungi; Ascomycota; Eurotiomycetes; Eurotiales; Aspergillaceae
Biological process (GO): anaphase-promoting complex-dependent catabolic process
Cellular component (GO): anaphase-promoting complex
Molecular function (GO): zinc ion binding; ubiquitin protein ligase activity; cullin family protein binding
Source: RefSeq, a predicted model, not a curated record